AUGUAUAAUCCUUACCAACCUUCGGGUAUGUACGGCAGGGCUCCCGACUAUGGGUCCUACCCCGGUGCGCCCCCGGGCAUGGCGCCUCCUCCAGGGAUGGCCGCGCCGGGAACUGCUGCUCCCCCAGGCAUGCAGCAGAACAAUAACCAGCAACCUGGUCGCCCCGGCGGCUUCCCGGCCAAUUUCCAACCACCCCCGAACAUGCCCAACAUCAACUUCUCCGCGCCCGUCAUUCGCCUGGGUACCUCUGGCCCCGCAAAGCCUGCUGCCCCCGAUAUGGGUCGUGAACGAGGACCAGACGGCCCGGGGCGACGCCCGGGCUUGGGAUCAUCUGGUAUGGAUGACCGACGCCACCAUGGCCGCGAUGCGAUGAUGCAGCUUCAACCGCCUACACGUGAUGAAAUUGUGCGCACACUGUUUGUUGGAGGCAUUACCGAGGGCGUGGGUGGCGAUGAUGGCAUUGAGCGCAUCCUACGGUCUGCGGGUAACCUGAGACGGUGGAUUCGGGCUACAGAUGCAGACGAAAAGCCUUGUCGAUUCGGCUUUGCUGAAUUUGAAGACCCGGAGAGCCUCGAGGUGGCCGUGGAAGUGCUGAAGGAGGUUGAAGUUCCUGUGAAGCGCCAGGCACCACGUGCAGAGGGCGAGGAAAAGCAAGAAGUGGAGAAAAGCACCCUUUUGGUUGUUGUGGACGAAAGCACUAUGACCUAUCUAGAGCAGUUCGAAGCUUCUCGCGGCGAGAGGGACCCCAAGGCGCUCCAGGCGCGAUUUGAUGCUGCUCGCGACAAUCUGAAGAAUGUUCUCUCCGAGCUCUUCCACCCUGCCAGCCCGACCCAAAAGGAAGAAAUUUCUGGAGUCGACCGGGAAGGCGAUAUCGAGAUGAAGGAGGGCGAGACCGCGAAGGACGGAGAGGUGGUUACGAUCCCUAUCACCAUCGAAGAUGAACUGGCCGACAUUCCCCCGGAGAUGCGCGAGAAUGUUGCCAAGGAGAUUGCGGCGUUCCGUGAUCGUAGUAACCGCCGAGAUAUUGAACGCCUGCGCCGGGAGGAGGAGAUCGAAUCUAUGGAGCGUGCUCGAAACUCCGGCUCACGUAUCAGCCGUCUUGGUUCGCCUCCUGCCUCAGCUCCCAGUGGGCCUGCGGGCGGUGCGAACGGCAUUCCUCUAGGCCCCCGUGGUGACCGUAACUUGCCCAAUGCCCCGUCUGGACCCAAAGGAUUCGGUGUGCAGAUUCCCAAGGACUACCAGAAGGGCGUGUCGUUUGUAAAUGGCGGUGCCAUCAAUGGAUCUCAAGUCUAUAUUGAUCGAGAGGACGAGGACGGUGAUGCAAGUGAUGAAGAGCUGGAACGCCGCCGUCAGGCCAAGCGUGACGCCGAGCAAGAAAAGCAAUUCCUUGACCAGGAGCGCCGCUGGCUCAACCGCGAGCGAAGCCGAACCGCCGCCUUGGAACGUGAGAAGAAGCGAGACAAGGAGGAAGAUGGGAAGCUGCAGGCCGCCCAUGACGAAAUGGAGAAGCGCCUUAUGGAAUGGGAUGACAAUGUGGAGGCUAGUCGCAAGGCAAACGAGUAUUACGCUGAUCGUGGCGCUUGGCUUCGGAGCCGCGCUGUGUUCCGCGCCCGUGAGGUCAGCAUGGACGAGGCUGACCGCGCCGCCGAGGAGCGCGAGCUUGCUCAGACCGCCAAGCGACAGGAGCAGGCCCGCGGGCUGGCUGACGAUUUCCUUGCUCGUCAAGCCCAGGAACUGGAGGUUCGUGCCCAGGCACCGGCCCCCAGCGAGGAAGAGCCCCAGCGGUUCAAGCUGUCCCUUGGCGCUGCAGCACAGAAGGCCCAGGCCGCCACCGGCCGCCGCACCGUUGCCGAAGUCGAAGGUCUACUGGAGGAUGAGGAGGAGCCAGCCGGCACGACCCGCCGCCAGCUUAUCCCGAUCAAGUUCGACUCCGCUGCCGAAGCUGCCGGACUCUCGGACGAGGAGCGUGCCCAGGCCGCGCGCCAAUUGGCAGCCGAGAUCCCGACCGACAAGGAGGGACUGUGGAAGUGGCAGAUCAAGUGGGAGUUUGUGGACGAGGCUGUUAUCAGCGACCAGAUCAAACCAUUUGUGGAGAAGAAGAUCGUCGAGUAUCUGGGUGUGCAGGAGCAGAUGCUGGUGGAUGUUGUGGAGGAGCAUGUGCGCAAGCAUGGCUCUCCUCAGGAGCUGGUGGAGCAAUUGGAGAUGGCACUGGACGAUGAAGCCGAAGUGCUGGUUCGCAAGCUCUGGCGCAUGCUCAUCUUCUUCUCCGAGAGCGAGAAGCGUGGUCUGUCCGGAUAA
Molecule: messenger RNA, 2298 nt
Organism: Penicillium daleae
Lineage: Eukaryota; Fungi; Ascomycota; Eurotiomycetes; Eurotiales; Aspergillaceae
Exons: 5
Coding region: 1-2298 (765 amino acids)
Biological process (GO): mRNA processing
Cellular component (GO): spliceosomal complex
Molecular function (GO): mRNA binding
Source: RefSeq, a predicted model, not a curated record